AUGGGUGGAAACAUGCUUCAGGUGCUCCUUAUGGCGCUGGCGUUAUUAGUUUUAACGUUUGCUAUUGGGAGUCUUCCAAUAUACUGGUUUUCGCAGGGAUCAAACUCAACUAUUGAACAAUUUAAUGGGAAAUCAAAACAUGAAAAAUAUAUUAAUGUGUUGUCACAGUUUGGGAUAGGUAUGCUGUUGGGGACCUCAUUCAUGUUGGUGAUUCCUGAAGGUAUUAGCGAAUGUCUGGAACAUGGAGGAAAUGUAGGCUUAAACAUGUUGAUGGGGUUCCUUAUUGUCUAUCUGCUAGACAGAAUAGUACAAUCAAUAAUGAAAAACAGUCAACAUGAGGUAACUUCAGGAAUUGAGAUUAGAGGAAGGGCUGAUAUUAUUUUCGAAUCAUGGAAGGAUCUGAUGAAGAAUCCUAAACAAGUCUGCAAAGCGAUACUUAGAAAUAAUGUUGUCUUUGCAUUAUUUAUUCAUGGUUUAUCAGACGGGGUAGCUUUGGGAACUGCAGUAAAUAAUGAUUCACUUAUGGUAGUAAUGUUAAUAGCAAUUGUAAUUCAUAAAAUCCCUGCUGUACUUUCUUUAUCAAGUUUGAUGAUCUCAAAACAGCAUCUUCCAAAAUGGGAAGCUAUAUCAAACUUGUUUGCAUUUGCAUUAUCCACCCCAUUAGGGUACAUUGCUUUGUCUAUAUUUAAUCUAAAACAUUCGGAGACAAUGAGUUGGUUAAGUGGUAAUUUAUUACUAAUGAGUGGCGGGAGCUUACUAUAUGCUUCAUUCACUGCAUUUGUAGGAGAUUCUGGACACUCGCACGAUUAUGAACGUAUUCCAAUGCAAACAUAUGAUCCUGAAUUUUCUUCUGAGGACAAUCUUGCAACUCCUCGACCAGAGGGCCACGAGGAAUUUGAUAUGGAAUGGGACCCUAGAAGCUAUAAUAUCGUCAAUGAAGAUACCAUCAAUAGUAAUACGAAUAUCGAUGCCGCCCUACCUGAAGGUAAUACGAUACGUAGUGAUAGAGGGAUAAAUGAAACAUACAAAGGCAUUAGUUGGUUAUCUCUGGAUGAAUCUGUAUAUACCCUGAUGGGUGUCAUUCUACCUGUAAUUAUAUCGUAUGUUAUAAGUGAAUGA
This is a messenger RNA of Maudiozyma saulgeensis, 1119 nucleotides long. The record is from the annotation of a GenBank genome assembly. Lineage: Eukaryota; Fungi; Ascomycota; Saccharomycetes; Saccharomycetales; Saccharomycetaceae.